AUGGAUUCUAGAGGUGGAGUAAACGGGGUGUGCACCAAUCUAACAUCAUCUACCCGCAUACAAGAGAAGGAAGAACUACAACGGCUGAAUGAUCGCUUUAGUGCAUAUACUGCACGUGUACGAUUACUUAAUCAACACCCCAACAAUGUGGACUGGUCUGCUUUUCGCAACUCCACAAAGAUACUUGAAGAGGAGAUUACUAACCUUAAGAAACUCUAUGAGAAUGAAUUGGAUGCACUGAGAAAAGAGAUUGAAGCAGGUGCCAUUGAGCGGGGUGCUCUUCAUGCUCAAAACAACAAGCAGCAAAAGUAUAUAGGGGAUCUGAAGGAUAGACUCAAUGUAGAAACAGACAAAAACAGCAGGCUUCUAGAUGAGAUUAACACUUUACAGAGAAGAAUUGGAAACCUUGAGGCAGCAGUUAAAGAUGCACACAUAGCAGCCCAAAGACCACAAGAGGAAGUGGAACAGCUGCAAAGAACUGUGGACAGUUUAUCAAGGGAACUGGAUCAGUGCAAGCAAAGAUCUGAACAGAAAAUUGUUUCCAAACAAAAAUGUGAGGAGAGAUUACAACAGGUUUUGAGAAAAGUGGAAUUUUCAGAUCAAGUUCAGAAUCAUCAGAUAAAAGAUUAUCAGAAUCGACUUGAUGCUGCUGCAGCCACCAAUUUAAGUUUGGAGGCUCGAAUUCGAGAGCUGAGCUGCCCAGAUUUGUCUGUCAAUGAAGUGCUCAAGCAGGUACGAGAGGCAGCUGAGGCAGAACUCAGAAAGUACCAGGCUGAAUCAGAGAACCAGUAUGUCAAAAAUCUCUCUGCUUUAAAAGCCCAGAUUGACUGUGAUGCAGACACAAUCCAGAGACUCUCACAAGAGAAGACUGAACUAAUCGGAAACAUUGGGGAGCUGCAGGCCAAGAUCUGGAAUCUAGAAGGACAGGUAGCAAAUCUUCAGCAACAGAAGCAAACGCUCCAGGAGACAGUGACCUUCGAGCGCAAGCAA
Candidula unifasciata is the source of this 990-nucleotide messenger RNA. The record is from the annotation of a GenBank genome assembly. NCBI's taxonomy places the organism in Eukaryota, Metazoa, Mollusca, Gastropoda, Stylommatophora, Geomitridae.